AUGAAGACCCUGAUGCGCCAUGGUCUGGCAGUGUGUUUAGCGCUCACCACCAUGUGCACCAGCUUGUUGCUCGUGUACAGCAGCCUCGGCGGCCAGAAGGACCGGCCCUCCCAGCAGCAGCAGCAGCAGCAGCAGCAGCAGCAGCAGCAGCAGCAGGCAGCGGCGACCGGCAGCGCGCAGCCGUCGGCGGAGAGCAGCGCCCCGUCGCGCCCCGGGCCCCCCGCAGGACCGCGACCGCUGGACGGCUACCUUGGCGUGGCGGACCACAAGCCCCUGAAGAUGCACUGCAGGGACUGUGCCCUGGUGACAAGCUCGGGACAUCUGCUGCGCAGCCAGCAAGGCCCCCAGAUCGACCAGACCGAGUGUGUCAUCCGCAUGAACGACGCCCCCACGCGCGGCUACGGGCGCGACGUGGGCAACCGCACCAGCCUGAGGGUCAUCGCGCAUUCCAGCAUCCAGAGGAUCCUGCGCAACCGCCACGACCUGCUCAACGUGAGCCAGGGCACGGUGUUCAUCUUCUGGGGCCCCAGCAGCUACAUGCGGCGCGACGGCAAGGGCCAGGUGUACAACAACCUGCACCUGCUGAGCCAGGUGCUGCCCCGGCUGAAGGCCUUCAUGAUCACGCGCCACAAGAUGCUGCAGUUCGAUGAGCUCUUCAAGCGGGAGACUGGCAAAGACAGGAAGAUCUCCAACACCUGGCUCAGCACUGGCUGGUUCACAAUGACCAUCGCGCUGGAGCUCUGCGACAGGAUCGACGUGUAUGGCAUGGUGCCCCCGGACUUCUGCAGGGAUCCCAAUCACCCUUCAGUCCCUUAUCACUAUUAUGAACCUUUCGGACCAGAUGAAUGUACAAUGUACCUGUCCCAUGAGCGAGGGCGGAAGGGCAGUCAUCACCGCUUCAUCACGGAGAAACGAGUCUUUAAGAACUGGGCACGGACAUUCAAUAUUCACUUUUUUCAACCAGACUGGAAACCAGAAUCACUUGCUAUAAAUCAUCCUGAGAAUAAACCUGUGUUCUGA
Molecule: messenger RNA, 1020 nt
Organism: Eptesicus fuscus (big brown bat)
Lineage: Eukaryota; Metazoa; Chordata; Mammalia; Chiroptera; Vespertilionidae
Gene: ST6GALNAC5
Product: ST6 N-acetylgalactosaminide alpha-2,6-sialyltransferase 5
Exons: 5
Coding region: 1-1020 (339 amino acids)
Biological process (GO): ganglioside biosynthetic process; oligosaccharide metabolic process
Molecular function (GO): alpha-N-acetylgalactosaminide alpha-2,6-sialyltransferase activity
Source: RefSeq, a predicted model, not a curated record